AUGUCUUCAGAAGCACUUAAACUUCUAUCUUUUGGAUCCAAAGAAAGCUUUGAACAACUCAUCCAAUUGGGUGCAUUGAAGUUUACGCUCAUAUCAAAAUUUGUGCUUGAAAGAAUACCAGACGAAAUUGAUCUCACCGAUGUGCUGAUUGGAGAAGAAUUAAAAGAGAUACUAGAAGGUUCAGAAAUUGAUUCCACUUCUCGAAAUACUGUACUGUUAACCAUAUACGAGCUAUGGAGAAAUAUUGCGUAUUACCAACCUAAGUUGCAACCUCUGCUUGAAAGUUUGAAAGAAGCUGGAUUCGAUCAUGAAAUGAGAGAUACUGUUGUCCAGAUUUGGUCAGAUUAUGGUUUUACUCUUAGCGAGAAGUUGCGCAGUAUGUCAUUUUCUGGGCGUCCUUGUGUUAAUGAUAUCGGUUGGACAUUACGCAUGUGUGUUGCAAGUAGUGACAAUCCAACGAUGCAUGAUGUAGAGGCAAUCUUACAAUUUGAUACAGACCAAGGUUUGAAGAUUUGCGAACUCAACAAAGAUAAACUUGUAGAAUUAUAUACGAUUAUACAAGAAGUGCAAAGGAAUUUAGAUGUUUUGCUCAAAAAGUGUUAG
Molecule: messenger RNA, 603 nt
Organism: Thelazia callipaeda (thelaziosis nematode)
Lineage: Eukaryota; Metazoa; Nematoda; Chromadorea; Rhabditida; Thelaziidae
Source: the annotation of a GenBank genome assembly